GUAACAAGACCACACAAGAACUUAUUCCAACUCAACACAAACAGUCGAUCGAAACUCCCACUUUACCAGUUAGUUACCAUACGCGCCAUCCUUAAUCCACUCGACAAACCUAAUCAUAUUCUUACGCGACUUCACGCUCCCGACAACCUUCGCCUUGAGAUCCAACGCCCUCUCCUUAAACCCUUGGUCCCCAAAAACCCGCUCGACUUUCUCCUUAAUCUCCUCUCUCCUCACGACCCCACUACUCUCGUCUUUCCUCACUCCCAACCCCACCCGCCACUUGUCGCAAAUGUAGCUCCGGUUGAGCCACUGGUCCGCGUAAUACGGCCAGCACACGAACGGCACCCCACCGCACACAAUCCCCUCGACCGUCGAGUUCCACCCACAGUGGCUCACGAAGCACCCGACCGAGGGGUGGGACAAAACCUCCUGCUGUGGGGCCCACCGGACUACCAUAUUCCCUUGCUCCCUGACCCUCUCCAAGAAACCUUCCGGAAGCUUCUUCUGGUUGUCGUCCCGCACGACCCAAAGGAAGGGACGGGCCGAGAGCUCGAGGCCCAAAGCAAGCUCGACGAGCUGGGCCGGGCCGUGGUCGGUGGAGGUGCCGUGGGCCACACGACUGAGGCUGCCGGGUGGCGGUCGAGCCACGAGAGACAGCUGGAGUCCUCGGGCAGGAGGCUGCCGGAGGUCUUGCCGGCCAGGCGGUUGGUGGCGAGGAGGGGGCCCAUGGGGAGGAGCUCCGGGUGGAGGGAGAAAGCGCCGGGCUCGAGUUCGUGGGCCGAGUUGCAGAUGAUCUUGUCUGCGGAUUGGAUCCAGGGGAGGCUUACGGCCAAUGAGUGGAAAAAGGCUUUGCGUGUGGGCUUGUCGCCGAUGCAGGCCCAGAUGAAGUCGGUGGUGUGCAUGGCCGGCAUGUCUGGAGACAGCUGGAUUAGCUGCGCCGUCAUCGCCGCCGGCGCCGUGCAGAACGCCGCCCGCCGGAUCCCCUUCCUCGCCGCCACGUCGAGGGCCCACGCCAUGGCCACGUCGGCCACGACGCAGGCGAUCCUUCCCCCUUCCUCCUCGUUCAUCCUCCUCCGCCGCCGGGACUCGGCCGUAGAAGGCCUCCGUGUUCCGCCGGAGGUCCUUCCGGUCGUCCCACGGCUCGAGCCCGUCGGGGAUGCUGACCAUGGCCAGGUCCCCGCCGUGCUGCAGGGCGCCGGUCGACCCGGCCAGCUUCUUCUGGAUGAACUCGGUGUUGACCAGGGUGACUCGGAGGCCGUGACUCACCAGCCACUGGGAGAACUCGAGGAUUGGGAUCACGUGACCCUGUGCUGGAUAGGUCACGACGAGCACGUAACAAGACCACACAAGAACUUAUUCCAACUCAACACAAACAGUCGAUCGAAACUCCCACUUUACCAGUUAGUUACCAUACGCGCCAUCCUUAAUCCACUCGACAAACCUAAUCAUAUUCUUACGCGACUUCACGCUCCCGACAACCUUCGCCUUGAGAUCCAACGCCCUCUCCUUAAACCCUUGGUCCCCAAAAACCCGCUCGACUUUCUCCUUAAUCUCCUCUCUCCUCACGACCCCACUACUCUCGUCUUUCCUCACUCCCAACCCCACCCGCCACUUGUCGCAAAUGUAGCUCCGAUUGAGCCACUGGUCCGCGUAGUACGGCCAGCACACGAACGGAACCCCGCACGAAACCCCCUCGACCGUCGAGUUCCACCCACAGUGGCUCACGAAGCACCCGACCGACGGGUGGGACAAAACCUCCUGCUGUGGGGCCCACCGGACUACCAUAUUCCUUCGCUCCUCGACCCUCUCCACGAAACCUUCCGGAAGCUUCUUCUGGUUGUCGUCCCGCACGACCCAAAGGAAGGGACGGGCCGUGAGCUCGAGGCCCAAAGCAAGCUCGACGAGCUGGGCCGGGCCGUGGUCGGUGGAGGUGCCGUGGGCCACACGACUGAGGCGGCCGGGUGGCGGUCGAGCCACGAGAGACAUCUGGAGUCCUCGGGCAGGAGGCUGCCGGAGAUCUUGCCGGCCAGGCGGUUGGUGGCGAGAAGGGGGCCCAUGGGGAGGAGCUCCGGGUGGAGGGAGAAAGCGCCGGGCUCGAGUUCGUGGGCCGAGUUGCAGAUGAUCUUGUCCGCGGAUUGGAUCCAGGGGAGGCUUACGGCCCAUGAGUGGAAAAAGGCUUUGCGUGUGGGCUUGUCGCCGAUGCAGGCCCAGAUGAAGUCGGUGGUGUGCAUGGCCGGCAUAAGCUCAGAAACGCUUGUUCAAAAUUCAAUUUACUACAUAUACUUAUGGACUCCCUCACCGUCGCCGUCUAUCACCCCGUCGGCGAUCAUCUUCGCCGUGUGGAAAAACAGCACCGUCAUCGCCGCCGGCGCCGUGCAGAACGCCGCCCGCCGGAUCCCCUUCCUCGCCGCCACGUCGAGGGCCCACGCCAUGGCCACGUCGGCCACGACGCAGGCGAUCCUUCCCCCUUCGUCCUCGUUCAUCCUCCUCCGCCGCCGGGACUCGGCCGUAGAAGGCCUCCGUGUUCCGCCGGAGGUCCUUCCGGUCGUCCCACGGCUCGAGCCCGUCGGGGAUGCUGACCAUGGCCAGGUCCCUGCCGUGCUGCACGGCGCCGGUCGACCCGGUCAGCUUCUUCUGGAUGAACUCGGUGUUGACCAGGGUGACUCGGAGGCCGUGACUCACCAGCCACUGGGAGAACUCGAGGAUUGGGUUCACGUGACCCUGUGCUGGAUAGGUCACGACGAGCAC
This is a messenger RNA of Striga asiatica, 2748 nucleotides long. Lineage: Eukaryota; Viridiplantae; Streptophyta; Magnoliopsida; Lamiales; Orobanchaceae. The record is from the annotation of a GenBank genome assembly.